Marmota flaviventris (yellow-bellied marmot) is the source of this 4142-nucleotide messenger RNA. RefSeq names its product establishment of sister chromatid cohesion N-acetyltransferase 1 (gene Esco1). Gene Ontology annotation, biological process: mitotic sister chromatid cohesion. The record is from RefSeq and is a predicted model, not a curated record. Lineage: Eukaryota; Metazoa; Chordata; Mammalia; Rodentia; Sciuridae. Gene Ontology annotation, cellular component: nucleus; chromatin. Gene Ontology annotation, molecular function: protein-lysine-acetyltransferase activity.
CCUGAAACUAAAAUUAAUUGAAAUUAACAAAACAAAUUUGAAUGUGAAUUAAGUUUCUUUUCAUCAAAAACAUAAGAAAAUAUAAAAUUAGAAUUAAAUUUUCUUCAAAUUUUUAUUGCCUUGUCCAGUGUAAAGCAGAUAUCAGCACUCAUGCCAGCUUUCUUGUGUCCUAGGAAUGACAGAAACCUUGCUUGAAGCAGACUAGUAUUUUUGUUGAAAAUGUAUAUUAGCAUCAGUUAAAGUUGAUUUUUUUUUUUUAAGACCUGCUCCUCAGUAAUAAUACUAAAUAUUCAGCAUUUGCACCAACCAGGACACAAAAAUCCUCUUAAAAACUACCCAGCAAAGGAAGACUCAGGAAUGAUGUCUAUUCAGGAGAAAUCAAAAGAAAAUUCCUCCAAAGUUAUUAAAGAAAGUGAAGACAAGCAUUUAAAAAUAGAAAUUCAAGGUUCUCAAAACAAUCUAGCAAAACAGUCAGGUUCAAAGGAAACUAUAAAGUCACUGGUUAAAUCUCCAAAGGAAAGUAAGCUAAAUCAGCCUGAAUUGGGAACCCGCAUGAGUACAAGGUCAGCAAAGGUAGCCUCCUCUGAUAAUAAAAGUAUGUUAACUGUGAAGGGGCAGUCACAAGAAUCUACAAAAAAAAAAUUAUGUCAGAAAAAAAUAGCACAUGAAACCCCUAAAGCAAAUGAGCAGCUUAACCGGAGAUCACAAAGACUACAACAGUUAACUGAGUGUUCAACAAGGUCAUUGCGUAGUAGAGAGAUUCAUGGUCGAGUUCAAGCAGUUAAACGGAGUUUGCCACCAACAAGAAAAGAGCACUGUAACAAUAUUCAAAGUAAAUCUAAUAAAUUUAAAACAAGUCAAAAGCAUGUGAAAAGAAAAGUAAUGGAAAUAAAGUCUGAUUGUAAGGAGGAUGCAAAUUCAGUGGUUGAUGAGGUAAUAAAUUCCCCAAAAGGAAAAAAACGCAAAGUAGAGCAUCAGACUACUUGUAGUUCUCAGUACAUAAAAGGAUCUGAAAAGUGUCUUCAGAAGUCUACUAGAAAAGAAGAAAUAAAACCUGUGCCUGUAACUUCUGAGACAAAAAAAUCAAAAGUGGCUGCUUCAGUGGUAUGUAAAAAGAGUGAAAUGAAGUCAGUUCAUACACAAGUGAAUACUAGCACAAAAUCCCAAAAAAGUCAACAGCCAUCAGUGCCUGAACAAAGUGUAGAUAAUGAGUUGGAGCAAGCAGGAAAGAGCAAACGAGGUAGCAUUCUCCAGCUCUGUGAAGAAAUUGCUGGUGAAAUUGAAUCAGAUACUGUAGAGGUAAAAAAGGAAUCUUCACAAGUGGAAAGUAUAAAGGAGGAGAAACCUACAGAAGCAAAAUUGGAAGAGACUGAUAUUGAAAGACAAAUACUUCAUCAAAAGGAAACAAAUCAGGAUGUGCAGUGUAAUCGUUUCUUUCCUAGUAGAAAAACAAAGCCUGUGAAAUGUAUACUAAAUGGAAUUAACAGCGCAACUAAGAAGAACUCCAACUGGACUAAAAUUAAACUCUCAAAAUUUAACUCUGUGCAGCAAAAUAAAUUGGACUCUCAAACCCCUAAAUUUGGUUUAUUACAAACCAGCUUUUCACCACCAGUUUUAGAAAUGCAUCAUGUAGUGACUCAAAGUGCAUUUUUAGGGACAAAGCCACAUGAUAAAAAUGUAACUUGUGGACAGGAAAAAAUGAAAGAAAUUAAAUCUGAAGAAGUUAAAAUUAACGAUAUUACAGGUGAAAUUAAUAAAACAACAAAAAGGGCUAUUGAAAAUUGUCAGUUGGAUAAUCCGAUAAAAUCUCCUGACCCACUAUUGGAUAAUCAGAUGAAACAUUCUUUUGAGACAAUACCAGAUAAGAAUUUCAGCUUAUGUGUGGAAUCCAAACUGGAAAGCAGUCCAGUAGAAAACACCACUGCUGUUUCAACUCUGCUCAGUCAAGCAAAAAUUGAUGGAGGAGAGAAUAAAUUUCCAGGCUCAGCUCCCAAACAACACAGUAUACUCAAUAAUCAAACAUCUAAGAACAGUGAUAACAGGGAGAUGCCACCAAAUCAUUCUUGGCAUAAGUAUAAUUCCCAUUUGGAGAUAACAAUUCCAAAGGACUUGAAACUGAAAGAAACAGAAAAAGCUGAUGAAAAACAGUUGGUUAUAGAUGCAGGACAAAAAAGAUUUGGAGCAAUGUCCUGUAAUGUUUGUGGAAUGCUUUACACAGCUUCAAAUCCAGAAGAUGAAACUCAGCAUCUGCUUUUCCACAACCAAUUUAUAAGUGCUGUAAAAUAUGUGGGCUGGAAAAAAGAAAGAAUUCUGGCUGAAUACCCCGAUGGCAGGAUAAUAAUGGUUCUUCCUGAAGACCCAAAAUAUGCCCUGAAAAAGGUUGACGAGAUUAGAGAAAUGGUUGAUAAUGACUUAGGUUUCCAACAGGCUCCAUUAAUGUGCUAUUCCAGAACUAAAACACUUCUCUUUAUUUCAAAUGAUAAAAAAGUAGUUGGCUGCCUAAUUGCAGAACAUAUCCAGUGGGGCUACAGAGUUAUAGAAGAGAAACUUCCAGCUACCAGGUCAGAAGAAGAAAAAGUCAGAUUUGAAAGGCAGAAAGCCUGGUGCUGCUCAACAUUGCCAGAGCCUGCAAUAUGUGGGAUCAGUCGAAUAUGGGUGUUCAGCAUGAUGCGGCGGAAGAAAAUAGCUUCUCGCAUGAUUGAAUGCCUAAGGAGUAACUUUAUAUAUGGCUCAUAUUUGAGUAAAGAAGAAAUUGCUUUCUCAGAUCCCACUCCUGAUGGAAAAUUGUUUGCAACACAGUACUGUGGCACUGGUCAAUUUCUGGUAUAUAAUUUUAUUAAUGGACAGAAUACUACUUAAACAAAGCUUGUCUACAGUACUAGAAGACAUCUAUUGAAGAGAAUGGAUUGGUUGCUGACUUUAACCAGGAACUAGGGCCAUUUUUAUUACAAUGAACUCAGGACUGGCAACAACCACUUGGUUGUUCCAUUUUCAUAAAAUUGGAAACAAUGCAGUAAUAGCUUAUUAUUGUUUUGUUUUUUAAAGAAGAUAUUUUAUUAUCUUUUACAGAAAUUUAUGAUUGAUGUAUUUUAUCUAUAGUUAUUUAGACAUGUUUACAUGCAGCAGAUAAUUGUUCAUAGUGGACUGAAAACUAAUGCAAGGACUAUGGUCUCAGUGAUAAGUAUAUUUUGAAGUUCUUAAUAUGGAAAUAUACCAGUGUAGCUUGGUACUGUAUUUUUUUAUAUUGAUCUGCUGAUACCAGUUAUAGGUUUAAAGAUUGUAUUUUCAGAGUGGAAACCAGUGUUUUUCAAUUAUUAUUUAAGGAGGUUGCAGUAUUACGUGUUUAGGAAUUUGAAGCUGAUUCUUAAAAGGCCUCAUGUAUACUUUGAAGAAACCCCUAAAGGAAAAGAAAAUUCCAAAUAGAGAGAAUUUGGAAUAGUGAACUUUUCCUUCCAUUUCUCUUUUCUACCUUUGAUGGAUUGAAUUGUAAGGGGGUAAAAUUUGAGGUUUUCCUACUUUUUAGAGCUAUAAAUGGCUAGAAUUAUGAAGGGUACUUUUUAAGUUCAAUAUUUCAUUCUAGGUAUACCUUCUUUUUUUAAUGGCAACUUUUGCCACAACUGGGCUGUUAACACUCAAAAGGCUUAUAAAAACAUGGAACAGUUGUAAGCUAAAUAUGGAUGACUUGGUAUCUGCUCUGUUAUUCCUCAAAAAUACUGCACUGAGUAUAUGCCCUCGUUACUGGACUUCAUUUUGAUACUUGUCUAUCCUUCAUAGUGCCCUCUACUUUUAAAGGGUUUAUAUGUUGAAAACUGCUGUGGCCUUUUAUGAUCUGUAUAUAAUGUAGAAUAAAAUAAUAAAAUACUUGCUAGUCUUUUCUAAGUGAUAAAUGUACUAAGAAAAUGUUGUUUUGUCAUUUGUGCUUAUUCAGGGAGUUUCUUAGGUUUGAGAUCUUGAAAUAUGAUUAAAAUACUGGGUUCUUAAACUGGUAGUUUUCACCAGUUUCCCAAUGGAUCCUUAUGUUAUCAGCAACUCUGCUGAACUUUAUCUCCAAAAGGAAAAAUCCCUUCUGAUUAUUUUAGUAACAUUGCACUUUUCUGAUCUUUCAAGGAAAUAAAGGGCCAUAGCCCAAGGAUGAAGAAUCA